AUGUCCAAAUUAGAUCAAAUACUUGCAUUUGCUGAAGAGAUAGAAUCACGAUCAGAUAGACUAGCUGAUGCCGCUUCUACUUCAAUAGAUCUAAUAAGUCACAUAUCAUACAUCAAUCAACAAUUACUCCAUAAUGAUCAUGAUAUAGAUGAAAUCCGACAUUUAAUGGAUAAUAAUCAAUCGUGCUUGAUUCAAUUGAAUGCGUUGAAUGAAAGGACUUUUUAUUUGGAAUCGAAUCUACCGAUAAAUGAUUAUAUUACCAAUCAGACCAGUUUUGAGAAUUUGAAUUCUGAGUAUAAUCAUAUAUUACUGAAAUUGGAAGUAAAUAAUCAUGUAACUGAAGAGUUUGAGGAAGACGAGGCUAUACAGCACGAUUUACAACAAUUGAAUAUCGAUGAUAGUUAUAUCGAUGGUGACAGUGAUGAAGAAGAUGAUGAAGACGAAGAUGAAGACGAAGAAGAAUACCUCAAUGAGAAUGAAUCGACAUCACCUACACUUGAACCACCAGAUUUAAAAAAGAUGAUUUCAAUAUCAAAUUUACAACUAAAACCAAUGAGAUGCGCAUCUUCAUCAUCAACAACCGCACCUCCUCUGCAACCGCGAUCAAUACAAAAGAAAAAGUCUAGGUAUAGACUUUCAAGCAUAUAUAAUAUCAAUCCAGUGGCACUUGAAGAAGAUGCAAUCUUACAUUCAAACACAACUUCAUCUUUUGCCUCUUCUUCAUCAUCACCACCUUCUGAAGAUAGUGAUAGAAUGAUGAAGAAUAGUUUAUCUCAAUCUUUUGAUACCAUUGAAUCGCAUUUCUCCAAUCAUACCCCAUUGAACAAGCAAGACAAUCAGUAUGAUGUAAUCUCCAAGGAAGCAGAAGAUGAAGUAACUGAAAUCUUGCCUAAUCCAUCCCCUGCGUCAACAACACUACAUAAGCACGCUCGAUCAAACUCGCUACCUACUUCAUCUACCAAAUCCGUCGAUCAAACUGAUUUAUUUAAGGAACUCGAUUAUCAAGAUGAUUAUUUACGUUUUAAUCGAUUGAGACAUUUCAUCAGUAUUAGUAAUUUACCCAAGCGUACCAAAAUUGAAACUCCUGAGGAAGAAAUGGGUGAUGAUUUGUUUUAUCAAGAGUUUGAAAAAUCAUUAACCCCACAACAAUGUUUGGAUAAUUGUGAUGUUUGCUCAGUUAUAUCUGAUAUUUCAUAUUAUUCACCUGAAAAACAACAGGGUAGUCAUGGGGAGGAAAAUAUUAACAAUUUGGAGUUUGACACAUAUAGUUCAUUCUUGCGUAAGUCUAAAUUGAACUUGAAUGAAGCUUAUCAUAACGCAUUUCCUCAUUUAUACAGACCACAUCAAGAACAUAAUGAACCAUCCAACAAGAAUGAUUCACAACAACAACAACAACAGCAGCAGCAUCCACAUGCUCAAGAGAGUCAUGUUAGUCACAAUUUUAAAAACCCCAUUACUACAAUAGGCAGCACUAUAUCACAUACAGUAAGUCCUACCUUGGACACCGCUUUUGAACAACAGUACCCCGUAUCAGCGACUCAAUCAUCGGAUAAAUUGUCAUCACGUAAAUUGCUAACUCAAGUGAUUUCAAGGAGUCCAGCAACUGUCAACAGAAAUGCAUUUGCCACUCCAUCAACCCUGCCCAAACAAGCACCAUCAUUGUUUGCUUCUUCUCCCCCAUUGCCCAUCAAACGCAAUACACCUUCAUCAUCGAAGAUCAACUCGGUCGUGACGAAAUCUUCACCCUCGACAGCCACUUCCCCAUCGCUGCUUACAUUUGGCUCAUCAUCAUCAUCACCAUCACCAUCAUCAUCUCCUUCAUUCACACACAAUCUCAUCAACUUUAUGUCAAUCUCCAAAAUGCAUCGUCAUAGGCAACCGCACCAACAACAAGGCGUUCACCUACUAUACAAUGACAAUCCAUUUGCACCACCUGUUGUGUCCACAAAACCACCGACUCCAGAAAAGAUUCGACAAUUGAAGAAACAAAAACGAUUGAAACGAUACGUUCCUAUACUGGUCCCUAAUGAAGCACAAUUGAAACGAAUACCACCACAAUUGGGAGGAGCUAGUGGUGAUAGUUUACGAAAUGACGGAUCUUUUUCUAAGUUGACAAUAUUACGAAAUCAAAAGUAUAUCAAUCAUGGUGAUUCUUCGGUGUUUAGUAAUCCUAUAAUACGCGGUUGUAAUCAAGAUGCUAUACGUGAAGCAUUAAGUGCAAGUCUACUAGAAUAA
This is a messenger RNA of Lodderomyces orthopsilosis Co 90-125, 2235 nucleotides long. RefSeq lists its product as uncharacterized. The record is from RefSeq and is a predicted model, not a curated record. The transcript has a single exon. NCBI's taxonomy places the organism in Eukaryota, Fungi, Ascomycota, Pichiomycetes, Serinales, Debaryomycetaceae. Bases 1 to 2235 code for a protein of 744 amino acids.